GUGGAGUCGGCUUCUUCUGAGAGCUGUAGGAUUAUGUAUCCAAAUGCUGAAUUUAUAUUUCCCACUAGGAAAAGACUGAAACUCAGAUGCUUCAGAAGCUUGCUGUGUGCUUACCACGGGUUCUGCCAACCAUCUCGAGAGGGGACUCACCAAUUCUUUCAUUAAUUGAGCAAAACAUUAUCUUGAAAUAAUUAUUCCUCUCCACAUGGCCUUCCUACUUGUGUCAGCUUAUCUUCUGCUGACUCAUGCUCGGGGUGCUCCUGUCGAGAAUGGGGCACUGUUGGAAACACUGAAGUCACAAGUGGGAUUAUUCAGCAAUAAAAGUGAGCACUAUUCAGCACAGGUGAGACCUCCUGGCACCAGCCGACAAAUACCUCAGACAAUCAUCAUAGGAGUUCGUAAAGGAGGGACCAGAGCUUUGCUGGAAAUGUUGGAUAUUCAUCCUAAUAUUGUGGUGGCAGCUACAGAAGUCCACUUCUUUGACUGGGAUGAAAAUUAUGUGAAAGGAAUAGACUGGUAUAGAAAUCUGAUGCCAUUUUCUUAUGGAAAUCAAAUUACAAUUGAGAAAACACCAGGCUAUUUUACAUCACCACAGGCUCCAGGAAGAAUUCAUGACAUGAAUAGCUCCAUUAAACUGCUGCUCAUUCUAAGAGAUCCCACUGAGAGAGUUAUAUCUGACUAUACCCAAGUGUAUUACAACAGAGUAGAAAGUCACAAGCCUGUUCAGCUCUUUGAAGAUAUUGUUAUUAAGAAUGGAGUGCUUAAUACCAAAUACAAAGCUAUUCAGAGAAGUCUAUAUGAUGUCCAUAUGGAAAAGUGGCUUAAGCAUUUCAGUUUGGAUCAGAUUCACAUAGUGGAUGGCAAUACUUUGAUCAAGGACCCUCUUCCUGAGUUACAAAAAGUUGAAAGAUUUCUAAAUCUUCCAUCCCGAAUUAUGUCUUCUAAUUUUUAUUUUAACCAAACCAAGGGAUUCUACUGCAUCAGAAGUGAUGGGAGGGAGAGAUGUUUACAUGAAUCCAAAGGGCGUCCCCAUCCUCUUGUUAACAGCACUGUUUUAGAGCAACUGUAUUCCUACUUCAGAGAGCACAAUGCAAAAUUUUACAGGAUGGUUAAUCAUUCCUUUGACUGGCAUUAACACAUUUGGGGUCAAUGUUUCUUAAAAAGAGCCUGAGACAAACUUUCAGACAUAGCUUUCUAAACUGUAAAGACUUGUAUUAUGAGAAUUAACACGCUGGUUAUAUGGUUCAUUGGAACAACACAUCUGUUGA
Onychostruthus taczanowskii (white-rumped snowfinch) is the source of this 1268-nucleotide messenger RNA. Its product is annotated as heparan sulfate glucosamine 3-O-sulfotransferase 1-like. The record is from RefSeq and is a predicted model, not a curated record. Bases 206 to 1135 code for a protein of 309 amino acids. Gene Ontology annotation, molecular function: [heparan sulfate]-glucosamine 3-sulfotransferase activity. Lineage: Eukaryota; Metazoa; Chordata; Aves; Passeriformes; Passeridae. The transcript has 2 exons.